This is a messenger RNA of Anthostomella pinea, 1887 nucleotides long. The record is from the annotation of a GenBank genome assembly. NCBI's taxonomy places the organism in Eukaryota, Fungi, Ascomycota, Sordariomycetes, Xylariales, Xylariaceae.
AUGAAUUCGGCACCCCCAGACAUGUACUACCAAGCUCAGCACAUGUCUGCAGGUCCAACACCGCAACCUCAGACGGUGACCUCGAAUGCACUGCCGCAAUAUGGACAUCAGCAGCCUACAUUAUUACAGCCCGCCACGCAGUAUUCUCCUGCUCCCUAUCCGUAUGGCUACGGCAAUGGAAUGACCUCGCCGCAGUCAGCACCGCCAGUGUCGAACUCGAUGGGUGCUCCGAAUGUACUUCCUCUUCCCGGUGUUCCUAACCAGCCAGGCAUGCAAAAUCAAUACCAGGGGUUCGAUACCACUGGCCAGAUUGCCCCACCGGGGAUGAAACCUCGAGUGACGGCUACGCUCUGGGAAGAUGAAGGCAGCUUGUGUUUCCAGGUGGAGGCUCGAGGCAUCUGUGUUGCUCGUCGUGAAGACAACCACAUGAUCAAUGGCACGAAACUGCUCAAUGUUGCUGGUAUGACACGCGGCAGGCGAGACGGUAUCUUGAAGAGCGAGAAAGUGCGACAUGUGGUGAAGAUUGGGCCGAUGCAUCUCAAGGGCGUCUGGAUACCUUUCGAGAGAGCUCUGGACUUUGCUAACAAGGAGAAAAUCACCGAGCUCCUAUAUCCCCUCUUUGUGCACAACAUAGGAGCGCUCUUAUAUCAUCCGACGAAUCAGAACCGAACGAACCAGGUUAUGGCCGCCGCAGAGCGCCGGAAGCAGGAGCAGCAAAGCCAGAUGAGGAACGGUCCCGGUCCCGGUCCUGCGCCGCCUGGUGGCGUACUGCCAUCCAUACAGCAGCACCACCACCACAUGGGCCUGCCUGGUCCGCAACCCUCCCUACCGUCGCAUAACAGCACAGGGCGGCCCUCCCUAGACAGAGCACACACUUUCCCGACACCGCCAACGAGUGCAUCGAGCGUGAUGGGAAGCAUGGGGGCUUCAGAGAACUAUCAGUGGGGCCAACAGGGAAUGAAUGGUGCGCAAGGUGCUAACCCCAUGUCCAUCGACACGGGGCUUAGCAACGCUGCUCGGUCAAUGCCGGCGACUCCGGCGACUACCCCUCCUGGAAACUCAUUGCAAAGCAUGCAGCCAUAUCCCCAGGGUACCCAGCCCUACGACAGCUCGCGAGGCAUCUAUGCCCCGGCGCAGCAGUCGCCGUAUCCUCCUUCGAACAACAGCCCGCAGGAUAGAAACCUCUACGGCCAAUCCGGCCCGUACAUGAAGAACGAGAUGGGACCCCCGUCUGGGCGGCCUACUGGCCCUGGAAACGAGCAUUCUGAAGUGAAGCCUUCCAAUGGUAUGAUGCAGCAUGGCGAUGGAGUUCCCCAUUCGACGGGCGAAGAUGAAGCGGAACACGAGGCCGAAUACACCCACGAUAGUGGAGCGUAUGAUGCCGGCCGAGCCGCAUACAACUACAAUGCCACUCCGGUUGCUCCCAUGGCGGGUGACCACCAGCACUUGUCUUCUGAUAUGACUGGGUCUCCUAACCAUCAAGCUGGUUCCGGCCGGGCUACCCCUCGAACUGCUGGUCCCCAGCAACCGUACUACCCUCAGCAGACAGGAUACAGUACACCGCCGCGCGUGCCACCCCCAUCAUCGAGUCUGUAUAAUGUAAUGAGCAACGAUCGAGGUCCGUCCAAUGGUGCACCGGCACCCGAUGUUUAUAGUUCGCAGAACGAGAUGGGCGGCCAGAUGCAGAAUGGCUACGGUACGCAAACGGUAUUGAACGGAGCACCGGGUCCGUUAAAACGAGGGCGUGAUGAUGAAGAUGAUCUCCCGAGACCCUCCAGCGGCGGAAUGGACCUGAAGCGCCGGAAAACUAUGAUCGACGGCCCGAUGCCUACGCCCGGUUACGACGCCAUGAGUCGACCUGCCUCGGCUGUGUCACGACGAAGAUAG